UAGUAAUGAUGGCGCACUUGCGAAAGGUGGAUAGGUUUCUCUAAAAAAGUUUGUUUUGUGCGGUGAAGUGAAAAGGUGGAUAUCUUGAUGCCGUACCGCAGGCGUUGCUCCGUCAAAAUGCCGGAUUUCGAUGACGAUGUGACCGUCGUUGAUGUGUACGAUUUGGCUUCAGACAUUGGAAAGGAAUGUGAAAUAAUUAUCGAGAAGUACGGCCCUGAGGCUGUUACUGCACUUCUGCCGAAGGUGAUAAAUGCUCUAGAACUUCUGGAGAACUUGGCAGUACGCAACGAAAAAGAGAACCAGGCGUUACACGAAUUGACAGCGAAAAUAUCCCAGUUAGAAAACGACAAGAUCGAAAAGGCAGAAUACAGACAACGAUUCGAAAAGGAAAUAGAAGCAAUCGAGGAGCAAUGGAGGACGGAAUCGGCCGAGUUGGUCACAGCCGUCGCGAGGCUGCAAGAUGAGAAUAAACGACUCCGUCGCACGGUCAACUCGCCUGCGGACGGUGAGUUUGGAAAAUGUACAAGCGCGCCGCCGUCACCGGCGCGGGAGCACGAUCAAGAGGUGCUGUCGAGGCUCAGCAGCACGGCCGAGAAGCAGCGCGCCACGCUCCGCCACCAGGAGCUGCAGUUGCAGGAGAAACAGCAACUCAUCGAUAGUUUGACGAAUCAAGUUGAGAAGUUGGCGCAGGUCAGCCGGGAUCUUCGUAGGAAGCAUAAGCAGCUACAAAAUCAGAUGCGCUUAGUUUGUGAAGAACGUACGGAGCUAUCGGCCAUCGUGCAAUCGCAACAGAGAGAUAUUGCCGCGCUACAGCAAGCGGACGCACAGAACAAGAAGUGCGCGUCGUGCGGCGUCUCGUUCCCGGAGGGCGCGGACGACGAGGACCAGUCGUCGCGGCCGACGUUCAGCGUGCGGGAGCUGCGCGCCAUCCUGCACGAGCGGAACGAGCUCAAGCUGAAGCUGAACCGCGCCGAGGAGCAGCUGCAGGCGCUGCAGGCGGAGCCGCAACCGGACAGCAGCGGCUCGGACACGUCGCCGUCGCUCGGCAGCGUGGUGGCGGACGACGAGGCGCCGGUGCAGGGCCCGCUGCCCGCGGAGCCGGACGACGCGCCGUGGAAGCGCAACAGCGGGAUAAGGAAGUUGUUCUGGCUGGCGACUUGGCGCGCUGAAGGCAGAAGGUCGCCGCCCCCAAGGAUCUCUUUCGGCCCUUGGUAUUAAUACCAAAAAGAUGGCAUAAAUUGCUGAACAACUGUAUAUUCAUGAAUCCAUCAUGGAAUGAGAGCUAAUAUCUUCGUUUAUUUAGAAUUUUGCAUCCAACGCAUAGUAACUAUUCGGUUGGGUGACAAAUCAAUAAUGGACUUGUUAACUCUAUUUCAAUACACAGUAUAAGUGUGCCAUCUUCGAAGUUUCUGGAAUAAUUUAAAAGAAUUUUAAUACAUACUCAUUACACUACUUUUAAAUGUUUUAACAUAUCGACGUUCCAAGGUUGGCGUUUGUUUACACCAAAAACUAGUAUUCUUUCUCCAUAUAUAAUAUAUUUGCAUUGUCACACAAUCGUGAAAUGUCCACUCAUACAACAGAUAUUUAUAAGCAGUGUGUCGCUAGACGCUUUAAUUUCGUAUCAUACAGAUGCAGUCGAAUUAAUAAUAAUAUGGAAUAAUUUUAUAUAAUUAAUUUUUAAUUUAUUAUGGCCUAAUAAAUGUGAAUUCUUCAAAUUUGUUUUAUCAUUUGACCAUCAUAGAUUUGUAGCCAUUACUAAGUAUUAAGUUACCAAAUAUAAAAUCCAAUCCGAUUUAAAUUAAUUUCAAAAUUAUUUAUUUAUACUAUUCACUCUUCGUAACGGAAAAGACGAUUAGAUUAUAGACUAGAAGGUUAUAGAACAGUUCUUCCAUUCAUAUAGGAGGGUAGUUGUAAAAUGUCACAAAAACAUAACAAUAGAAACUCGACUAGACCAUGUGCCUCAUACAGUCUGUUAUCACAGUUUAUCUUAUAGUAUUUUGUAGGAAGUUAACGAUAGUUUAAGAAUCGUGCGGACCAUAAUGCCCGCUAGGAUAAGUAAAUGUAAUCAUUCCUAUGGCUUGUUUUAUAAAUCUGUUUGUCGUCUGUUUUACUAUGAACGUGGUAUAAACGCUGGCGGUUAUAACGUGACGUUGAAAACAUCGUAAUUACGCUGUUUUUCGGUUAGGUACACCUUUUGUUUUUUUUAAUGUUUGACCUUUUGCUUGAUGAAACUAUCAGUGUGAAUAUGAAUGCUAAUGAUAUUAAUUUGACACAUAAAUCGUAUAAAGACUGAAGGCAAGUUUUAUGAAAUUCGUUUUGCGAUUCAGUAAGACGUAUACACAAUGCGCGAUAAAGAUAGACGUUCCGAAAUAUAUGUUCCGUCUCUGUCUGGUAAUUAAUUGUUAUAAUGUAUCAAGGUGUACCUUCUUCUUCUAUUCUUCAAUGAUAUUUUAUCGACGACAGACAGAAGUUAAAAUGAGCAAUUAUCGUUAUUAUUAUACUUUAUAAUGGCAUAAUUCCUUCGAUGUCAUUAAUGCUAGUCACAGUACUACUGGGUACUAGAGUUAAGAAAUGUUUUGGCAAUAUGGCGACAUGUUGGUGUGUUUGUAUAUCAAUACAUAACACAUACAUAAAAAAACACGGUGAAACAGAUGUUUGGGUCUCUAAUAUGAGUUUUCUCACAUGAACUUACGCUAGUGACGACGCAUAAAGACUAACCCACAAAUGUAAGACGACUUAUGCAUUUUUUUCGCUACAUGAGUAGGAAAACAAAAAACGUCCUUUGUACGUAUGUUUGCAAGUAACUGACCCGGGUAAAAAUACAAUAUGACGAAGCAUAAAGGAUUAAUUUUUAACAGAAGUUUGUCUGACGUAUAGCUCCCCUGUUCAUAUCACGUAUAUUUAUUUCUCUCCUAGCUCCCAGUGGUGCUGUCAAAUGUAAUCCAAGUAUUUUAUAUCGUCGUCAGAUAAUGUAAGAAAACUCAUAGAUGAGACGGAAACUAAGAAAAACACACCAACAUGUCGCCAUUUUAGUUUAUCAAAUCACAAUAAUUAUUGGGUAUUUGGGAACAUCAACACAAAAAUCUAUCAUUUCAUUAUUCUUUUCAAUGUUAUGAAACUUCUAGAAUAAAACUGAGACAAUUUAUUGGUAUCUAAUUGUGAUUAAUGUUGACGGUGUCAAAAUUAAAAUAUGUUUAUAAUA
This is a messenger RNA of Zerene cesonia (dogface butterfly), 3202 nucleotides long. RefSeq names its product RILP-like protein homolog (gene Rilpl). The transcript has 9 exons. Gene Ontology annotation, cellular component: cytoplasm; ciliary basal body. Lineage: Eukaryota; Metazoa; Arthropoda; Insecta; Lepidoptera; Pieridae. Gene Ontology annotation, molecular function: protein dimerization activity. Gene Ontology annotation, biological process: cilium assembly. The record is from RefSeq and is a predicted model, not a curated record. Bases 88 to 1218 code for a protein of 376 amino acids.